UACAGAGUGGGGAGAAGCGGCUGUGGUGGCACCAUUUCACGUGCUGUGCUACAUAACCUUUUAUGGGUAUUAUUGUGUAGUGUUUUGUGUUUCAAUGUUUAUAUUGGGUUUAUAAAAUUAGGUUAUGUUAGUCUGAAAUUUUAAUCAAACAAGUCAUAAUUUAAUUUGCACAACAGUUUAUUGUGAUAAUCAAUUUAUUUUUGGGUCAAUACAAACGAAAAUUAAAUUGAAUUAUAAUGCAGAACCCAAAUGAGGACACAGAGUGGAAUGAUAUUCUUAGAAGUAAAGGAAUAAUACCUCCAAAAGAAAAGGAAGUUACUGAAGAUGACAUUGUGAGUUUAUUGGAAUCAACAGUUCAAGAAAAAACAACAGGCAAGAAGUCAUUGGCAGACUUGGACUUGAACGAAUUAGACGAGCUGGAGGAUGAAGAAGACGAGAAGAUUUUACUUGAAUACAGAGCCAAGAGGAUAGCGGAAAUCAAGGCUUUAGCAGAGAAAGCUAAGUAUGGUGAAGUGCGUGAAAUCAGUGCGGAAGACUACAUCGGACAAGUGAAUAAGGCAGGAGAGGGAGUGUGGGUCGUACUUCAUCUAUACAAGCAGGGGAUUCCUCUGUGUGCAUUGCUCAACCAACAUUUGAAUCAACUGGCCUCCAAGUUUCGUGCCACAAAGUUUCUAAAGAGUGUUUCAACAACUUGUAUACCAAACUAUCCUGACAAAAAUUUGCCAACUAUAUUUGUGUACUUUGAAGGGGAGAUGAAAUCUCAACUAAUUGGACCUGUGUCUUUUCGCCAUGCCGACAUUUCUGUUGAAGAAUUGGAGUGGAUGCUAGGACAGACAGGAGCAGUGCAGUCAGAAAUCACUGACGACCCUCGGCCUAAACCUAAGGACGUUUUGUUUUCCUCAUUGAAGGGUGAAAACAAUGACUGGACUUUAUGAUAGAGCUGAUUCAUCGGAUAUAAUGAUUUGAGUUAUGCCGCUUUACAUUGUGUAUUUCAAUAAUUUGUUUCUUACUUCCCAUAGUAAUGGCAUGGAUGUGUUGAUUUUGUUUGCACUUAUACUUUUAUUUAUUGUUAAUGAUCAAAAAAUUGUUUUUAAAACAUUUUAUUUUUUACUUGUAAUAAAGAAGUAUUUAUUGUACUUA
Homalodisca vitripennis (glassy-winged sharpshooter) is the source of this 1140-nucleotide messenger RNA. RefSeq names its product viral IAP-associated factor homolog. The record is from RefSeq and is a predicted model, not a curated record. Gene Ontology annotation, cellular component: cytoplasm. Lineage: Eukaryota; Metazoa; Arthropoda; Insecta; Hemiptera; Cicadellidae. The coding region runs from base 237 to 935 and encodes 232 amino acids. Gene Ontology annotation, biological process: protein folding. The transcript is spliced from 6 exons.